AUGGCAGCAUGCUCCGCCUCUCUGACUCCAACUUUGACGAUAUGCUCUCAGCAUACUUUCACCUUCGACCUCAGCUCUUCUACCGACUUGGCACACGAAACGACGCCUGCUCGUAAGGCCCCGACCAUGAUACAGCUCUUAGAGUUGCCCGUAGAGAUCUUGGCUAUUAUCCUCGACGAACUGGAUGUAGAGGAGAAUAUCUCCCUUUCGGAAACUUGUAAAGCUCUGAAUGGCUUGGUGAAGGGAUACGGCUGGCGAGGCCACCUUGAUCGCCGACCCCGCCAAGCUGGAGGAACGGCACGCGCCAUGGCUUCGUGGAGUGCGCUUGCCCAGGUUCAAUACCAUGCUCGAACCGAUCAGGCUUGGGCGCGACGCUCUCCGCGUGCCUUUCCCCUUGCACGCCCUUGGCGAGGCAAGCUGCAGCCUGUGGUCGCCAGCAGUCCAUCCCGGCUUGUGGUUGCCGCAGGUCACCAUCUGUACUCGUACUCCUUCGCGCCUCAAGCCGCUGAAGGUCACGCGCCUCAUGUGCGCCCCGAGUUUAUCUGUGCAUUAGGCGCAGUGGAUGGAGACGCGACAGCUCUCGCGUUUAGUCUCCAGAUGCAGACCAUGCACGGAAGACAGUCGUUCCGAUGCAUGGUCUGCCUCAAAUUUGGAGACCUUGGCUUCGAGCGUCAUGCUCAUCACGCAAGGAAGCCUGUGGCGAACCGAACGUGA
Messenger RNA from Peniophora sp. CBMAI 1063, 714 nucleotides. The record is from the annotation of a GenBank genome assembly. Lineage: Eukaryota; Fungi; Basidiomycota; Agaricomycetes; Russulales; Peniophoraceae.